ACGGAUUUAAAAAGCAGUGUAACGGGGUUUCAGCUGUUCGCAUGACCUCCCCUUAUAAGUGCAUCCUGAUGACUAACCUCUUAAUUGUACCAUGAUUUUGUGUCAAAACAGAUGUUGAAAAUUCUCUGAAAUUAAACUGAAACUGAUUCACUUCUAUUAAUGUUCAAUACUUCUCUUUUCCGUUACUUUCAUUAUGGUCAAAGUUGAUGUGGAAUAUUGUGGUAAAUGUAAUUUCGAAUGGCAAUGCAAAAUGUUACAGAACUUUCUCCAAGAACAGAAGCCGGGCACUGACAUCGUAUGCCAUAAAGGACGACAAGGAUCUUUCGAAGUGAAAAUUAACGACGAAUUAGUGCACUCGAAACUGAAAUCAUUGGCCUUUCCCGAUCACCAAAGUGUUUUAGAAAACGUGAAGCGGGCGGAGCUAGGUCAACCCAUGGAGAAAACAAAAGAGCAACCCAUUGAUAAUUGUAUAAUUAUGUGAUGAUAAUGGGUCGGUGGCGAUAGCGAUGUACAAAUAUACGCACAUGGAAAUAGUAAAUAAAAAGCCUUAUACGUAGUUAAACUA
Stomoxys calcitrans (stable fly) is the source of this 565-nucleotide messenger RNA. RefSeq names its product migration and invasion enhancer 1. The coding region runs from base 194 to 481 and encodes 95 amino acids. The record is from RefSeq and is a predicted model, not a curated record. Lineage: Eukaryota; Metazoa; Arthropoda; Insecta; Diptera; Muscidae. The transcript has 2 exons. Gene Ontology annotation, biological process: positive regulation of filopodium assembly; negative regulation of apoptotic process.